GAUGUAACAGUAGGUGUUAGAGAUGGAGUGAGAGAGUCAGUCAUUUCAGAUCCGCAGUGCAAAUUCUCUCCCAAAUCCAACAGCAUGUCCUUCCCUCAUCCUCAUGGGAAAGAGAAAGUAAAACCUACGGGAAGUUUUACAGGAAAUUGUUAACGGCGGUUGAGAGCAGAACCUCCUAAACUCAUCAACUUUAUCUAAAUCACAAGAAAUAUUCUUCCAGCUCCAAGAAAAUCUGCAGACACUCAGCAAGAGUCUUACAGGCAUCAUGACCCUCCUUUAUAUUUACAUCUUAUGGGUCGCUGCCUGUGUGGACUCCAUCAGUGCAGAUUCACACAUUACUGUAUCAGCUCGAGUGGGUUCCACAGUCGUCCUGCCAUGUAACCUGAGAAAUGUGUUCACCAAAACACCACGUGUUCGAUGGCACAACGAUGUUGGGUUUGUGUUUGAGCGAAGCAGUGGUGGUACGCAAAUAGACCCAGGAUAUGAAGGACGUGUGGACAUUCCUGAAAACGAGCUGCGUAAAGGAAACUGUUCCCUGGUGUUGAAGAACGUCAGAAUCACUGAUGACGGUGCCUAUAGAUCCUUUGUGGUGGAAUACGUGGACAGAACUAACACAGACAAAAUGCAAGAUAUCAGCAGGGUUAAACUCUCAGUUGAUGCUUUUCAGAUAUCUGCUCAAGUGGGUUCCACAGUUCUCCUGCCAUGUGAAUGGAGCGAUCUGCCCAUCCAAACACCUCACGUUGAGUGGUAUAUCGAUUCUGAGACUGUGUUUGAGCGAAAGGGUAAAGAGUCAUUUCAGGGUGAGGGAUAUGAGGGUCGUGUGGACGUUCCUGAGGAUGAGCUGCUUAAAGGAAUCUGUUCCCUGGUGUUGAAGAACGUCAGUGCUACUGAUGCUGCUGUCUACAGAAGCUCCAUGGUAGUGACACACACAAAGAAAUCUGUCUUGGUCCAGAAAGUUGAACUCUCAGUCUACGAAAAUCCUGAAAAGAGGGAAGAGGAGCCAUCAGGUGAAGCUGGAAUAAAUUGGCCUCACCUGCUGAUCUUCAUCCUUUCCCUCUUUAUGUGUUUUCUCUUCUCACGUUGAGGAAACAUCAGCGUGAUCUCUCUGUGUACAGAGACUGAUUUAGGAAAAAGAAACAAGGAAGAUUUCAGUGUCUUUCAUCUACAUUGUCAACAAGUGAACAACUGUGAGGUUCAUGAGAACAUUUCUGACCCACAUAAAGCUGUGAUGCUGAAACACCACAAUAUCAGCACGUGAGAAAGACUCGGUAUGACCAAGAGCAUCAUACAAUCAUAGCUCCUAACAGUUGUUGGCUUCUCCUGUCUGCUUUGUCUGUUUUUUUAUAUAUUGGUUAUACUUUUUAGUGCAGAUGAGAGUAGUGUCUAAAGGUGUUGAUUUGAUUUGGAGGCAUUUAUUUGGUCUCCACUGAUUCUUAUUUCACUGCCUUUGAGCAGGUGCCAGCUUCUUUACACUGACCCAAAUACACAACUUUAAUUUACUCCACAGUGUAAAUUAACCAGUAAAGUUCAAGGAGUGUGUUCAUAAAGCGUUCUUAAGUGUGGAAUAAAGCCUGCAUUAUGAUAAGUGCUCUGAGCGUACAAGGUGCCUGAGGCAUUUCAGGUGUGUUUUAACUUGGUGACCAAGCUAGGGAACAGACCCAGCAAUCAUGCAUGUCAGGUUGCUGGAAAACCAAAUCAGUUCAAUUAAAUUAAAUUUUAUUUUUAUAGCGCUUUUAACAAUGGACCUUGUCACAAAGCAACUUUACAGAAAUGGUGAGGGCGACAGCAUCCAAAUAUCCCAGUUUACCAAAACAUUCUAUGCCCUUAAGCCCUCCAGAUCUGUGCCUUUUUCAAACACUGAUACUGUGUCUGAAUCCAGAACACUAAUUGGAAGGCUGUCCCAUAACUGUGGGGCUUUGUAAGAGAGCGUUCUGCCCCCUGUUGUAGACUGCACUAUUCAAGAUACCAAAAAAGAGCCUGCACCUUUGAUCAAACAGGCGUGCCCCACCUUGUAACUUACAGGACUUAAAGGAUCUGCUGCUAAGAUCUCGGUGCCAGAUACCACAGCACACCUUCAGAGGUCUUAUGGAGUCCAUGCCUCGACAGGUCAGGACCUACACAAUAUUAGGCAGGCGGUUGAACUCUGAAUAAGUGGCUGGAAGUGUUCGGGAUCUUUGUUGUAAUUCACAGCCAUCACUUUAUUAAGCUUUCCUUUCGUGACUGAUAUGUGAGCUCAUCGUUGAUCGCUGAUGGUACUAGCCCAUCUCAGGAGAUGGAGGAGAUGUUACAGUGCAGUGAUGUUUUCUCCUCGCCUAACAGUCAGAGUCAUGACAGAUCUAAUCAGAUGUUCAUCAAUGAGUAAACUGAAUCCCACAAUGACCAGCAAUGACUAACACCUUAAUGAACAUCUUAAUUAAGACAGUGUGACAAUCUGCAAAUACAUGUUGAGGUAGUUGUAUGGAAUUUCUUUAUUAACAAUACAGCAAAAUUCGGUUAAUGCACCCGUUAACCUUCCUGGUACUGUUGGUUUAUUAGUUUAUCCUCUUUCAGUCUUUUAGCCUGUUUUAUCACUCUCUCAUUCACUUCUCCAUCUCUGAGCUGAAGCUGAAACAUACAGUUCUGUACACUUUUAGGAAGUACACUGGACAAGUUUAGAAAGUUUGCUGCUGUAACUUGUUACUUGUAGCUGUAGCAGCAAUGUGCAGUGUUAUUUGUCACAGAGGACUUCAGUUUACAUAGUUUACAUCCUGUGUUACCUGGAAUCCACAGCACAUGUGGCAAAAAAGGUCACCAGCUUCUCUUUUUUCUGUAUCGAAAUUAAUAAGACCAAAAAAAAAAAAACUCAGCUUGUCAUGUUACUGCAAAACCGCAAAUAUCUCCUCUGUCCUGAAGAAGUCAGAAAUCUUGAAGUUACAGCUUUACCUCUGACAGUUACAGAAUGAUUUACAUUGUCAUUUUGUCAUUGAUUUAUUUAACCACACCUCUCAGAAUAUAACAUUACAAUGACAUCCACCAUUAACAUUCAGGUUUGAAACUAAAACUUCCCACUAUAUCAUCUUCUAUCACCAUGAAACUUAUAUAUGAGCUCAGUUAUCAGUAAAUAACUGUUUAUACACAAAUACUGAUGCAUUUUAUCAUUGGCUAUAAAAGAAAAUUAGCAUUUUUUCACAGAUAUGCUCAUUUUCAUGGGCAUUUGAUGUGUGUGUGGUUGGCUAAUAAAUGUUGUAAUUAGACUUAAACCAGCUUGUAGCGGUGCAGUUUAACUAAUAAUGGAGCUGAUUAGUUUCUGACUCUGUUAACUAGGAUUAAUCAGGAGUGUGUGAGCUACCCUCUCAUUUGAGUCACUGCUGCUAACACACUUGUCUGAAAGAAAAGAGAAUUCAAUCCACACACACACACACACAAUGAUCAUAAAUAAGUGAUAGUGGAUCUACAUAGUGAUUGUGAAUUGGGUUAAAGUUCUCACCUUAGUUCCUGGAACAGAACACACACAUGCAGAUAAUGUUUAUAAGAACAGAGAUUGAACACACACAGUAAUCCAGAAGAGUCCAGAUCCUGCAGACUGCUCGGGAUCAGGAAGCUCAGAUGAGUGACCUGGCUCGUGAUUAUGAUUAUCUGAAACACAAACACACAGUGACACAGAGAUCUCAGUAAAGUACAGAGAAAGGCCUGAUCUGUAGGAUUAAACAGGAAAGUGUACAAGUCCUUUUAGUGUUGCGUAUACACACUGCUCAGGUUCUGACUCGUAUUUUUAUGUAAGAAUAGAAAAUUCAUCUCUAUUCUCUAUUCUUUUUCAUUAAAAUGUCUCUCAGUAACAUAUUUGGGAAGUGACUUGCUAUCUGAAAUAUUUUUAUCAUCCACACUGCAUUGAUAUGAACUAAUUUAUCAUUUACAUCCUACAUCCAUUCUACGACCACUCCAAUAUAGAUUUUUAAUUAAUUUCAGUUUUAAAAUAUUUAGCCCUGACACAAAGAUCUGAUUAUCUGAGCGGAGAAUAUAUUCAAAUUCAGAUUCAAAUUUUAUUGGUCACACACACAGCAUGGUACACUGUACAACAUGCAAUGAGAUACUUUUUUAUGACUGUCCGUGGCAUAAAAAUAGAAUAAACCAGAACUUACUUGUAUACAAGUAGGAAGGGAAAAAAUAAUGUAAUAUGAGAUAUAAAAGAUAGAUGGCAGCAACAGUAUGGAAUAUAUUAGGAAGUUCAGAUAUGUGCAGUUUAUGUGUAACACAAUGCUAUGCAACGUCGGGCUGAGGUGGUUGCAGUGAACUUGCUAACAUAUGUAAUAAUGUUAUAUGUAUAUAUGUUAAUAAUGUAAUGGGGGGGGGACAAGUUUUGCCCAGUCUGCCCUGUAGUUGAGGCCGCAGCUCUGUGAAGUUGUCUUUAGUGUAAUGUGUGUUCAGAUGUGAUGUUUAGGUGUAU
Pangasianodon hypophthalmus (striped catfish) is the source of this 4423-nucleotide messenger RNA. RefSeq names its product butyrophilin subfamily 1 member A1-like. The transcript is spliced from 6 exons. Bases 266 to 1084 code for a protein of 272 amino acids. Lineage: Eukaryota; Metazoa; Chordata; Actinopteri; Siluriformes; Pangasiidae. Gene Ontology annotation, cellular component: external side of plasma membrane. The record is from RefSeq and is a predicted model, not a curated record. Gene Ontology annotation, biological process: negative regulation of T cell proliferation; immune response; T cell costimulation.